Linum trigynum is the source of this 411-nucleotide messenger RNA. The record is from the annotation of a GenBank genome assembly. Lineage: Eukaryota; Viridiplantae; Streptophyta; Magnoliopsida; Malpighiales; Linaceae.
AUGAGUGAGUCGAGUGUUGCGGUACCUGCUCCGGCUUCAGAGACACUGAAUGGCGAUUCUCGAGGGAUCCCAUCGAAACCCUGGGCGUCGCUGUUUGGGAUCUCUGAGGCCAAUCGCCUUACAUAUAUUCCGCCAGAGGUUGUCAAUGGAGGAUUAAGGAUGCCUAAAGUUGUUCGUGAGGCAGGCGCAGCUCGCUGGAAGCACGGCCUUGUGGGUCAAUUUCUUCAGGAUCCGCCUCCAUUGUAUGUUCUGCGUCUUAGGGUCAAUAAACUUUGGGGGCGGGACGUUCUGGUGACGGUUUGGUUGCUCUAUGAUAAGAUGUUGCUCAUUCAAUUGCCUAACCAGAAGGUUUGUGAGUGGAUUCUUGAGAAUGGUCCAUGGUUUUGGUUCAACAACUUGCUUUAUCUUUGA